AUUUUCCUCAUUUCAUCAUCCGUAUUUUUUUCAACUUGAGUGGAAGGAGAUUGCGAAAGACGUAACCAUAAACGACUUUUUUUUUUCUUUUAUUCUCUUGUUCUCUUCUACUUCUUGCAUACGAUUGAAAAACGUGAUUAUCCACUUGUAAACGAAGCAGCAGUUUAUGGCUGAUGAAUCCAAGGAAUCGUCCAACAGCAAUCUGGCAGCUGCCUGUUUCCGAUGUCGAGGAUUCAGACAUGCUUGCGAUCGUCGUCGACCGGCUUGUUCACGAUGUCAACGACGAGGCAUCGAUUGUACUUAUCCGGAAGCCGCACCGACGCUGAAAAAGCUUCAGAAAGCUACGGAAACCCUGGGCGACAAAAUUCGUAAAUUUGGCGAUCGGUUAAAGUCUGGAGAAGGCACGAGAAAUAUCUCGUUGCAACGGUUAGCCCAGCAAGCUCGUACGAGUCCCGGGAUACCAGUAUCACCGGGAGAAAGUGUUGCAACCCCCGGCGCUUCCGAAGAUACACGUUCGUUGGCUUCGUUCAUGUCCGAUACCACCGAGGAAGAUGAUAUGAAUUACGACGAGGACGAUGCUGAUUCCAUGUCAAGCUCGUCCCAGUCACGCCAUCGUCGUCGGUCCGCACGACGUGUGGCAUCAACCAACAACUUUUCCGUCUAUCCUUGCAGCAAAUGUUUCAAGGAUCUGCAACAGUGCGAUUUAACUCGACCUCGCUGCAGCCGUUGCGAAGCCAAUCAUUUCGACUGUGUGUACACGAAAACGCAGCCCAAAGCCAACCACGUGUCACAGGUACUCAUGACCAUGAACAAGGUCGUGGAUCAGUGGCAAGAGUCGAUUGACAAGAUGGCCAAAGACUUUGCUCAGAAAACACGCGAUCUCGGUAUACGCGCCAACAAUUCGUUAAAGAUGAAACCGAUGCCUCCUUUUGCCUGGAAGAUCACUUCCACCAACAAAGGGCUCUCCGUAGAAAGUAGCGUCAAUUCAUUUAAUGAUUUAUCCACUUUGGUCGAGCAGUUUAAACGGUCCAUGACCAUUUCAUCCCGCACCGCACCCGAAUCGCCCCAAAAGGAACGCUCGCCUUCCCUCAUGACCGACGAACCCAUCGAACUGGAUGAUGCAAGCUCCAUUCACACCUCGUCCACGUUUUCUUUCGCGAUUUGGAAUUCGUGGGCCCAUCCAACGCAUGCGCUGCCACAAGAUUAUCCAAUUGACAUUUCUCAAGAACUCACCGAUAAUUUGAUCGAGCUGUACUGCCGAACCCCGUGUUGCUCCGUCAUUCGUUUGCCCAUUGUGGACACUGUGGAAUUACUGGCCCGUUACCGUGAUCCGGACAAGACCAAACGGCCAUCCAAGGUCUUGAUUUAUGCUAUUUGUGCAAUGGCGGCUCGAAAUGCAUUCCAGCUUCACGUGUGGAGCAAACGCCCGUCGUUUGAAGCGCCGCAGUACAAUAUGGGCAAGGCCCUGUCUAUGGCCUACUGCUUACGCGGUCGCGAACUGUUGGCGGAAUGUUUCGACAAGCCGUCGCUGGACAAUUGUCAGGCCGCGUUCUUGUUAUCGUACUGCAACCAUCAGAACGGGUAUCCUGGUGUCAUUUACAUUUACGAAUGGAUCGCCUUCACCAUGGCGCAGGAACUAGGGCUCUACGACAGUGGCCGUGUACUGACGUAUCAAGAAAACAUGUUGGUAUGGUGUCUGUACUAUUUCAAUACAUGGUAUCGUGUAUUGCAAGGCGAUUCCGAUAGGUCGCUCGAGUCGAGUUUGUUUUUCCCAUCGUCGCCUUUGCCGUCACCGUUACCGGUACCCUCGCCCUUACCUUUGACGAAUCCGCCCGCGUCCAUGUCGCACCCUCUGUCGCAGAAAAUUAUUGACUACUAUGUUUCCACCGUGUGGUCAUACCUUAUUCAGCUCCAAAUUCUUCGCAGCGAUGUGAUGGCACGACUGGUGGCGGCUCGAACCGCGGGCAAACCGGACACGACCUUACCCCAAGAUUUGCUUGUCAUGCAACAAAAGCUCCAGCAAUUUUAUGAUACCUGGCCCGAAGAAUGGCGGCAGCAACGACAUGCUCAACCGGGUGUGACCCCUCCAACCCCGAAUAACACAGGAUCGCCAUCCUCGACCUCCUCUGGAUUAUCCUCAUCCCCUAUGUCCUCCCCAUCCUGUUCUCACAGUUACUGUCGGGACGAUGAUCGACGACAUUACUGCGUUGACAUCCCGGCCUUUGCCCGAUUCUGUGUGCUAUAUGUGCAUAUGUAUUAUAACAUUAACCGCAUCCUCUUGUAUCAACCCUUCUUUUCUUCCGAUCGAUUUCCCUCCACUCAGUUCUCGCUCCACUGUCUCCAUGUUUGCAUGGAAGCCGCCAACUCCAUCACCGUCACGCUGGAAGAAAUGACCAAGCAGCGCGAUGAUUGCCAUAUUCCCCUCCUCGGUUUUGUGUUUGCCAAUAUCAUCUAUAUGAAAAUGAUCAACUAUGAAGAUGAACGGUAUCAAAGUUUUGCCCGACAAGGACUGCAGCAAUCCAUCGAUAUCUCCAAAUCAUCCACCACGUAUAUGUAUGAUUUUGAAAUGUCAAAAAGCAUGGUCUCUGUUAUGGAACGUGAUGUCCAAGAAGCCUAUCUUCACAAAACGAAUCAAAUGGCCGUCGAUCCUCCUGCUUCCGUUGCCUCACACGCCUCGCAAUAACCCCAUCCCAAGAAAAAAAAGAGUGGACUUGUUCAAGGUGCAAAAAGGUCAGAGAGGCUUGGUGGUUCACACGAUUCGAAAAUGGAGCCAGUCGAUAGAAGCGCAUUAGAGGCGUCAAAAAAGAAGAAAGGCAAAGAGACAGAGAGCGAUAUAUAUAUAGAGAGAGAGAGAGAGAACAUCCGUACCUUUUAUUACAAUUUAAAUAAUACUAAUUUUAUCUACAUGCACACAUAUACACACAAAUAUACACUUUUUAUACACAAGACAGAUCGAUAUUGUUGUGUUGCUGCCAUCGAAAAGCUGUUUUGAUAAUUUUUUUUGGAGGAACGUUCUGGGCCCAAGAGACCCAUAUCCAAUUAGGGUUUAACCCAGGCU
This is a messenger RNA of Radiomyces spectabilis, 3058 nucleotides long. RefSeq lists its product as uncharacterized. The transcript has 2 exons. The record is from RefSeq and is a predicted model, not a curated record. Bases 167 to 2683 code for a protein of 838 amino acids. Gene Ontology annotation, molecular function: DNA-binding transcription factor activity, RNA polymerase II-specific; zinc ion binding; DNA binding. Lineage: Eukaryota; Fungi; Mucoromycota; Mucoromycetes; Mucorales; Radiomycetaceae. Gene Ontology annotation, biological process: regulation of DNA-templated transcription; DNA-templated transcription.